Nicotiana tabacum (common tobacco) is the source of this 731-nucleotide messenger RNA. The record is from RefSeq and is a predicted model, not a curated record. NCBI's taxonomy places the organism in Eukaryota, Viridiplantae, Streptophyta, Magnoliopsida, Solanales, Solanaceae.
UGGAUACAAACUCGCUCUUUUUUCACUUUCUCUCCGGCGAAAUCCCUGCACUUCUCUUUCUUCUGCAAAAACAUCAUCACUAUAAAGUAACCUAGUACUAUGGAAGCAGCUAAUAACACUGAUGUUAUUACUGAAGCAAAACCACAAGUCAUAUACCGCUGCAAGAAAUGUCGAAGGAUUGUUGCAUCAGCAGAGCAAGUUGUUCCACAUGAACCUGGAGAAGGCCAAAAAUGCUUCAAGUGGAAAAAGAGAAGCAACAAUCCCUGGGAUCAGGAGGCACCUCAAUGCUCCUCUAUUUUUGUUGAGCCCAUGAAGUGGAUGCAAGUUGUUGAAGAUGGUUGUGUUCAAGACAAGCUUCAGUGCCUGGGUUGCAAAGCACGCCUCGGUUACUUCAAUUGGGCAGGCAUGCAGUGCAAUUGUGGAGCAUGGAUUAACCCCGCAUUUCAGCUGCACAAGAGUCGAUUAGAUGAAUGCCAACUUUAAGUAUUUGCAGGUUUCUACUGAGGCGUGGUUAAUGGUUAUGUAUAUCGGUUAAAAACUUACAGUCUUCCUGCAUAUUAUUAGGGUAUAGCUAUUUAAUAUUUGGAAGAAAGCAGACGGUUUUUGAUUGAUGAUGGGGUACUCGAUGUAAAGUUAAUCGCAAGUAAUUAUAGCCUAAUGGAGUUGCUAACAGUCUCAUUUGUUUCUUUGAAUGUGUUUUUCUAACAAAGAUGGUCACUUCUCUAUUUUAA